Messenger RNA from Dermochelys coriacea (leatherback sea turtle), 2686 nucleotides. RefSeq names its product outer dynein arm docking complex subunit 3 (gene ODAD3). Gene Ontology annotation, cellular component: cilium. Gene Ontology annotation, biological process: outer dynein arm assembly; cilium movement. The transcript has 13 exons. Lineage: Eukaryota; Metazoa; Chordata; Testudines; Dermochelyidae. The coding region runs from base 301 to 1962 and encodes 553 amino acids. The record is from RefSeq and is a predicted model, not a curated record.
AGGGUGCCCCCCAUCGCCCCAGGGUGCCCCCUCUCCUGCCCUAGGGUGCCCCCCAUCUGCCCCAGGGUGCCCCCUCUCCUGCCCUAGAGUGCCCUCAUCUGCGCCAAGGUGCCCCCUCUCCUGCCCUAGAGUGCCCUCAUCUGCCUUAGGGUGCCCCCUCUCCCUGCCCAGGGUGCCCCCAUCUGCCUUAGGGUGCCACCUCUCCCUGCCCAGGGUGCUCCCCUGAGAGCCCUAGCACGCCUCUGUGCCUCUCCACCCUGCUCUCCAGCACUUCGCUAGUGCCAGGGGGCUGCUGUCACCAUGCCUGCAACGCUGGACCCUGCUGGGGUGAAGCCCCCAGUCCACGAGCAGAUCUCAGCGCUGCAGAAUAAGAUACAGCUCCUAGAGGGCGACCGGAAAGCUUUCUACGAGAGCUCCCAGUGGACCAUCAAGAAGAACAGGGAGUCCAUCGUGUGGCUGCGGCAGGAGAACAAAAAGCUGCACAAGAAGCUGGCAGCCAUCCUGGCGGGAGAGGAACAAAUCAUAAAAGAGGUGUUCCGGGACCGGGCUGCCGAAAAGGCCUCGCUGAAAAAUAAAAGUGGAGAGGACGCCAUCGAGUUCAUCAACCACCGGCUCUGCGAGAAGAUCAACCGGCUGAACGACCUGAAGCACCAGGUGGAGAUGAGGAAGCGGCGGCUGGAGGAGCUGCAGCUGAAGUACGACUCCAAGGUGCAGGAGGCCCGGGGCUUCCAGGAGGUGGAGGAAGGGAAUGUGGAGGCAGCCAAGACCCUGCGCAGGCUGGAGAACCAGCUGGAGAAAGCCCGGCUGAAGGUGGAGGAGGCAGAGCAUGUCACCGGCCUGUACCGCCAGCUCAAAGCUCACAUGCAGGAGCAGAGCUUGACGGCCCAGACCCAGCUGGACAUGCUGGAAGCUGAGAUCCUAAGGCUCCACCAAGAGCUCCAUGGCCUGCAAGCGAUGAACACGGAUGCACAGGCCACGCGGGGUACCACCAGGGAACAGCUCCAGCUCCAAGAAGACAGCAUCUACCGGGAGAGGUACACGCGGGAGCUGAAGCUGUCGGAGCUGAAGAAGCAGGCGGAGGAGAGGAGGGCCCAGAAUGAGCGGGCGGAGAGACGGGCCCUGCGGGAGCGCCUGCCCCUGCAGACGGAGGAGCUGCUGAGCAACGCCCAGCGCAACAAGGGCACCAGCCUCCGCGCCAGACAGCUGCUGGGCACAGUGGCGGUGGAGGAGACCUUCGAGAAGAUCAAAACAGCCACCGGGGUCACCAACUCCAGGGAGGUGGUGAGACGGUUCUUGGCCCAAGGAGACACCUUCCAGCAGCUCGAGCAGCUGACGACGCAGAACGAGGAGGCCCUGGUGCGGCUGCGGGAGGAGAAGGAGGCGCUGGAGGCCGAGCUGCAGGGCCUCACCUACUCGGGGGAGGCCCGGGUGACGGGGGCCCAGCGCCUGCUGGAGGAGCUGCGAGCUCACCUGCGCCAGGAGGAGACGCAGCGCGACGCGGCCAAGGGGCAGCUGGACAAGGUGACGAGGGUGCUGCUGGCGGCCAAGGCGGGCGUGGAGCACCUGGCCAGAAAGGUUCAGCACAUCCAGCUGAAGAGCGGGCGCUUUGCUGGGGCCCCGCCGGACGAGGCCGCCAGCGACUUCGUGCUGGAGCUGCUGGCGGAGACAGAGGAGAAGCUGCUCAAGGUGCUGGCUGAGCUGAGCGACCAGGACCAGAGGGACCUGCUGCAGAAAAUCGCAGAGGAGGAGUUCCACGCUAACUUGGAGGGGCGCCUGCCCAGCGCCAACGUCCGGGUGAAGCUGCCCGUCGCCCAGAAGCAGGACAUGUACUAUGACGAGGAAGACAGCGAGGACGAGGGCGACGUGGUGACGCGGGCCGCGCUCAAGCGCCAGUCCCAGCAGAUCAUUGAAGCCAAGACCAAGCGCCGCAAUCGCCCCAAGAAGAAGGAGGGGAAGCUGUAGCCAGCCUGGGCGGGGGGAGCUGCGGGGGGCUUGGAGCUCAGCCUCCCCCCCACAGGGCCAUUGUGAGGGUAUUAAAGGCACAACAAGCUCCAGCCCAGGGCCUUGACUGGGAGCCACCCCCUCAAAGACCCUAGGCCCUGCCAGCUGGCCCCCGAUCCCAGCAAUGCCCCACGGUGGCCUCUAGCACUGUGGGUGGGGGGUCCAGGGUUAGUGGGGCGGCAGCCCCACCCCCCACGGGGCUCCUGCCCUUUGCGGGGGGGCGGGGGGGGCAGGGUGAAGGACCGGGCUGCUCCCGGACCGGGCCAGGGGCCCAAGCCAGUCGUGGAGGAUGGGGCGCUGCCCCACAGUAACCCCUCAGUCCAGGAAGCAAGCGGGGCUCCCUGAGGCUGGGCCCCUCCCCUGCCUUAGGGGGGAAAACAUCCCCCUGCCCCCUCCUCCUGCCCUGACCCCCUCUCCUGCUUUUCCCCCCCCACCCUGCCCACGGGCAGUGGGUGAAUCGCAGCUUGGGCCUCUCGCGGCUUUUCCCCUCUGCACUGGGACCCCCAAGCAUCCCCCCUGAUGACCCCUGUGUGCAGUGUGUGUGAUUCAAUAAAGCCGCUUGGGCAGAGCAGCCCCUGGUUUGGUGCAGUGUGAUAGGCAUCCCCUCCCCCGCGAGGUCCAGGGGCAGCAUGGGGCACGGGGCGAUCAGCAGGACUAGCACCCCCUAACGCUGCCCUGGGGUCAG